AUGGAAGAUGGAUAUUAUGACGCGCGCGAAAUUAAUGGCUUGAGCGAGCCAACGAUAUCAGAGUAUCCACAAAUGCGGUUCAAUAAACAAUUGCAGGCACAAAGGCAGCAACAACAACAGCAGCGACAGCAGCAGAACUCAUUGCUGACCACUCAUAAUUUACCAAAAAGUAGUUUUAGAGGUAACAUCAAAUACUCACAGAAAAACAGCAACAACAACAAUAACAGCAAUUCUAAGUAUAAUCGUAGUAAUAGUAACAAAAACACAAACAACAACUAUCAAUAUAACAAAAGUAGUAGCAACAAUAGAGAUAAGAAUAAUCAAAAUAAUUUUGGUUUUAGUAUAUCAAGCCAAAAUAACGGUUCAAAUGAUCGCAACUUCAGUAGUCGCAAUCAGAACAAUCACAACAAUAGCCACAGCGACAACAAUAGUUCACAGGGUAAACAAAAUAAAAAUAAAAGUUCGCCAACCAAUGCCAAUAAUCUGGAUAACGAUGAACUUAAAGACUACAAGAGUAAAAUCAAAAACAAAUACAACAUCGACUACGAUCAUUCGCUGGAUGAGGAAUAUGAAAUAAUCGAGGCCAUCGAAUGA
Messenger RNA from Ceratitis capitata (Mediterranean fruit fly), 594 nucleotides. Its product is annotated as GATA zinc finger domain-containing protein 4-like. The transcript has a single exon. Lineage: Eukaryota; Metazoa; Arthropoda; Insecta; Diptera; Tephritidae. The coding region runs from base 1 to 594 and encodes 197 amino acids. The record is from RefSeq and is a predicted model, not a curated record.